GUGCCUGGAACGCACACGCAUCCGUGCACGCGCCCGUCGCUACGUGUACGUUCGAGGGGGAGGGGCGCGUAAACAGAGAAUUCCGAAAAGGAAGGGAGUGUUUCUUUCAAUUGAUACUGCAAAUUCAUCAAGGUUCGAAACAUGCCCAUUCGCCGAGCAGCAGCAGCAGCCCCGCCUAAAGAAGAGGCACCCGAAGCGAAUGCCCCUGAGGAAGAUGCUGCUGCCGAAGAUUCUGCCCCUGUAGAGAAGGAGAAAGAUAAAGAGCCAGUGCCUGCAUCAAAUGAGGUGGAGGGGGAUGGAGAUGAUCAGGCCAAAAAAGAUGGAGAGACAGCUGAUGAGGGGGAGAAAUCCGAGGAAGCAGGAACUGAACAAGGGAAGAGCAAGAAGAAAACGGUCAAGGAUGUUGCGAAAAUUGAAAAGGAUGGAGAUGACAAAGGCAAAAAAGCAAAAAAAAAGAAGAUUCCUGUCUGGGCGGCUAUCUCUAGCAAGAGAUUUGCCGCAACUUCGCUUUCCCAUCCCAAAGUUGAAGAAAUCAUCAUAGAAGCCAUUGAGAGUUGCAAAGAACGGGGUGGUGUUUCUGCUGUCACCAUGAUCAAAUAUGUGAAAAAGAAGUAUCCAUCUGUGGAAAUGGACAAAAAGACCAAAAAUCAGUAUAAGAAGGCCCUGAAGCGUAUGAUCGAGAAGGGAGCUGUCAAACAGCUGAAAGGCAAAGGCUUCUCUGGAAGUUUCGCCAUUGGAAAGAAGUCAGCUGUGACUGCAGGGACGAAGGAGACACUGGGAGAUGCUCUGCCUCUGAUCAUCACUCGACUCUGUGAACCCAAGGAGGCCUCGUACAUUCUCAUCAAGAAAUACCUGGAGCAACACUUCCCUCAACUCAAUGUGGAGAACAGACCUGACAUGUUGAAGAACUGCCUGCAAAGAUCAGUGGAAAAGGGCUACCUGGAGCAGAUCACCGGCAAAGGAGCAUCUGGAACCUUCCAGCUGAAGAAAGCUGGAAAAGAGGUCCUCAUGGGCGGCGGACUGCUGGAAGAUGCUAUAGUGGCCGCCAUCACGGCAAUGAACGAACCCAAGACUUGCAGCAUCACCACACUGCGCAAGUUCCUGAUGGAGGAACAGAAGGAGCGGAAUGUCUAUUUAAUCGUGAACAACAUGAAGAGGACCUUGCAGAAGUGUAAAAUGAUGGGAUGGAUGGAGCAGAUUUCUGGUCAUGGACUCAGUGGCUCUUACCAGCUUAGCUACCCAUAUUACCCAAGCCCAGCGGUUCUAUUUCCAGAGAUGAUGGAAAAACUGAAACAGAAGGAGGAACAGAAGCUCAGACGCAAGAGGAGUAGUGACGAGUCAUCUGAUGAAGAAUCUGAAGAAGAGUCGGAGGAAGAAUCUGAAGAGGAAGAAUCAGACGAUGAGCCUCCCCGAAAAAAGAGGAACCAGCGCUCCGCUCCUAGAGCUCGUCAAAAUGAAAAGGCCACAACCAACAGCAGAAAAUCCACUGUGGCAAAGAGAUCCAUUGCACCAGCCAAGAAACCCGCUCGAUCAGCCAAGAAACCUGCUCGAUCAGCCAAGAAACCCGCUCGAUCAGCUAAGAAACCCGCUCGAUCAGCCAAGAAACCUGCUCAAUCAGCCAAGAAACCCACUCAAUCAGCCAAGAAACCUGUGGUUGCUGUGAAAAAAGCACCUGAACCUAAAGCCACACCAGUCAAGAAAGCUGCCCCAACCAGCAAACCUAAAACACCUAUAGCCAAAAAGAUGACGAGCAGGGGAAACAAACGGCCGGCACCUAAGGCAGCAAAGAAGGAGGAAUCUGCUGUGAAGACUAAACCUGGUGCCCGCACGUCACUCCGAGCACGGAAAUGAGUCCACACUUACUUAAAAGAUCAACUGUAGCUCUCUAGACUGCAGUACUGGCUAUUUUCUCCUAUUUUGUUUUUUUGUUUUAGAAGCUUCCUCGUUCUCCUAGUCUUGGGUCUUUGAUGAAGAUUUAUUGACCUCUUCAAAGUUACUCUGCUGUUUUCCUACCACAGGCAUUUUCUGUUCAAUAUUCUUAAAUUACAGGUAAAGGUGUAGAGUGUAGAUGCUGUUUGUGUUGUUUAAGAUGCUCAUUCAGGUCACCAUUAUGAGGAGUGGUCACGUUGUCUCAGUUGUGCACCAAUGAAAAAAAAUACUUCUUGUCAGGCUUUCUAGAGAAGCAAGCAUUUCAGUUGUUCGGUCAAACCCUUUCUUCAACAUUCAAGUCUAAUCAGUGUUCAAGAAAAUUCAAUUUGUACGUUUUUGCAUUUUUUGAUCAUGUUUUGUGAAAUUAGGUCUUUAGCUACUGUUGUUUUCUAAAAGAGUUUUGUUGCUGUUGGUUCCUUUGUGUAAGUCAAUUGAAAAAAAAAAUAUUGAUUCCUAACUUUCGAAAAAUUCAUUUCAAAUUUGAUGAUUUUAGAAUCAUUAAACUUUGGCAUCCAUAUCCAGGACUGUCAUUUUGUUCUAUUUAGACAAUGAAGGAGAAUGUAAGAUGUUCCGAGCAAAUGUUUUAAAACAUUUACAGCACUAUUAACCUGGUCAUACUCUUGUGUGUUAGUAUAUCAGGGGAGUUAGAUGUAAUUUUAUGAGCGCUGCUCACCUUACCCUGCAUGCAUGUAACUGAUAUACUUUUCUGUAGUCCUUAAUAAAGUGACUAUAUUUGUAUUUCAUUUUUUGACUGUUCUUUUGUUUUGGUGGUUUGGUUUGCUUUCAACCAGGGUUAAAGGCUUAGUUCACCCCAAAAUGAAAAUUCUCUCAUUUACUAGCCCUCAAUCCAUCCCGAAUGUGUAUGACUUUCUUUCUUCUGCAGAACACAAAUUAAGAAUAUCUCAGCUCUUUAUGCCUCAGGCAGCCUUGACUCACUUGUGCUCUGCAGAAGAAAGUCCUACGGAUAUGGAGUUGUAUGUGGAUUCAAUUCUGCGCACGCAAAAUUAAAUUGAGCACAACAUUUUUUUCUUUGUGCGCAAGGUGAGAUUUUGAGCUCAAAAAAAGCAUUGUAUCUCCUUGCAAAGAUUAAUUCACUUUGAGCAAACAAAAGUCUAUUUUGUGCUUGAAU
Molecule: messenger RNA, 3058 nt
Organism: Xyrauchen texanus (razorback sucker)
Lineage: Eukaryota; Metazoa; Chordata; Actinopteri; Cypriniformes; Catostomidae
Product: heterochromatin protein 1-binding protein 3-like
Exons: 12
Coding region: 142-1851 (569 amino acids)
Biological process (GO): heterochromatin organization; nucleosome assembly
Cellular component (GO): nucleosome; nucleus; chromosome
Molecular function (GO): nucleosome binding; DNA binding
Source: RefSeq, a predicted model, not a curated record